UCACAGCCACCUUUGUACAAUACGGAAUUAAAUCUUUUUCAUCAUGUGAUUUCAAGAGUUUUCCGCUGCAGUUUCAGUUGUCAGAAUUUGUGUUCAAUACCAGGCUGCUAUACCCGUCGAUGAUUCUGCAGUUGGUGUAUGUUGAAACCUGACGAACCAUUUAAAUAUUUGUAGACCACGGUACAACUGUGUCAAGGGUUUCCGGAGAGUAGAAAUGUCUGAAGUAGGACGUGGAAUGGAAGUAGUCUAUCAGAGGGAGCAGGUGGACAUGGGGGGGAGUGCUAGGAACAUGGGAAAUGGAGGACACAACCAGCGCUCAGAUUUACAGAUGUUUGGUCAAGCCAAGAAGAAGAUUGAUGACAUCUUCAAAGAUAUUGGACAAUUUGUUCAAGAGACAGACACGUUAGUUGAUGAGAUCGGAACCACUUUUCAAGAGAUUCUGCCAGCAGAUGUUAGUGCAAAGGUCAAGGGCUUUAAGAAGAAAGUUCAAGACAUCCGAAAAGUCAUUCAGAGGAAAGGCAUGAAGGUUGUAGUUUUUGGAAGAACUUCAAGUGGAAAGAGCACCCUCAUCAACGCCAUGUUGCGAGACAAGAUUAUGCCGUCCGGGAAGGGCCAUACCACUAACUGCUUCAUCCAGGUGGAAGGGUGGGACACCAAAAAAGCCGAUCUUCUCACUGAGGAAUCCGACCAACCCAAGGACAUCGAGUCACUCAAACAGUUGGCCAACAAUCAGAGUGAUCAGAGACUCAAGUCUAACUCUCUUAUUCGGAUCCGGUGGCCAAAGACUACGUGUCCUCUGUUGAGGGAGGAUGUGGUGUUUGUUGAUAGAUCCACCAAGUCCAUCAAAAGCUGA
Messenger RNA from Haliotis rubra (blacklip abalone), 853 nucleotides. Its product is annotated as transmembrane GTPase Marf-like. Lineage: Eukaryota; Metazoa; Mollusca; Gastropoda; Lepetellida; Haliotidae. Gene Ontology annotation, molecular function: GTPase activity; GTP binding. The record is from RefSeq and is a predicted model, not a curated record. The transcript is spliced from 6 exons. Gene Ontology annotation, cellular component: mitochondrial outer membrane. The coding region runs from base 215 to 853 and encodes 212 amino acids. Gene Ontology annotation, biological process: mitochondrial fusion; mitochondrion localization.